AGGCAGAACAGACUGUUGUCUGAUUUUUCAAGCUUAACCCAGAAAGAAAAAAACCACAAAGAGGAGACUUUCUUCCUACGCUUUAACCCUAAAUUAUUUGUGUUACAUCACGACCCUUGCUUGCUGAAGAAGAUGCUGUCUGAUCUUCCAAGGGAUUUGGCAGAGGAUGUGUUCAUUAGGCUUCCAAUGACAUCUAUGAGAGCUGUGCGAUCUGUUUGCAAAAAGUGGAACACUUUAUCCAAAGGUCGGAGCUUUACAAAGAAGCACCUUGCUCAAGCUAAAGCAGCAGUAAGAAGAGAGCUUUUGGCGGUAAUGGUGAUUAAUUAUCGGGUUUAUUUGAUGAGUGUCAACCUCCAGGGAAUUCACAACAACAUUGAACCAUCAAUAAACCAUCUAGGUAAACUCGUUAGCCUAACGGAAUCAGAUCGAGUAGAUAUAUCUGUUGUGUAUCACUGCGACGGUUUAUUGUUAUGCAUCACCAGAAACAUCCCUAGGUUCACUGUUUGGAAUCCGUAUUGCGGCCAAACCCGGUUGUUCGAAACAAUACGCAGACCUAAGCCUAGAUAUGCUAUAGGAUACGAGAAUAGCAAAUCAUUCCGCAGCUACAAAGUAUUGAGAUUCUGUGAACCUUCUCGCGGAUACGUUCGGUAUGAAUUGUACUACAUCAACUCUAAAUCACCUAGUGAUGACUAUCCCGAUUACUAUCUUUCCAGAUUGGGAUAUACAGUUUUAUGCACGUGGCGUGUCGUUGAAGGGAAACACUUAUUGGUUUGCUCAAGAAAAUUGUGUAGGAGACGACGGAACAGAAACAGGGAAGAGGAUACGUUACAUUUAGAGAUAUGGAUUACGACUAAGAUUGAGCCCGAAGCGGUGUCAUGGGGCAAGAAGGUCUUCUUAGCUGUGAAUAUGAAACCACUCGAUGAUUAUGCAUUUGAUGUUACAUCAGGGAGUUUCUUUGUUGACGAGGAGAAGAAAGUUGCCGUAGUUUUUGAUAUUGACAGAGGUACGGGGAUGGUCACGGGGAUGGACUGCUUCGCUUAUAUCAUUGGAAAGGAUGGAUAUUUCAAAAAAGUGGAUCUCAGAGACCCUUCAGAAGAUUGUUCUUUCCCACUGAUGUGCUCUUAUGUUCCAAGUUUAGUGCAAAUUGAACGACCUGCACGAGGUGGCAAAAGGAAAAGAGACGGGGGAAACAAAUAUAAAAAACAGAUUAUCGAGUACCUCUAGUUUCUUUCUUUCUUUGUUUCCUUUUGUUGUGAUGUUCUUGUUUCUCAUGUCUUGCUUGUGCAAUUUGAAGCGGAAACUCAAAAUUAUUCUCUCAUAUAUCCUAACUCGCGGAUAAGAUGUUUAGUAUG
Messenger RNA from Camelina sativa (false flax), 1352 nucleotides. Lineage: Eukaryota; Viridiplantae; Streptophyta; Magnoliopsida; Brassicales; Brassicaceae. The record is from RefSeq and is a predicted model, not a curated record.